Brassica rapa (field mustard) is the source of this 2605-nucleotide messenger RNA. Its product is annotated as protein SENSITIVE TO PROTON RHIZOTOXICITY 1. Lineage: Eukaryota; Viridiplantae; Streptophyta; Magnoliopsida; Brassicales; Brassicaceae. The record is from RefSeq and is a predicted model, not a curated record. Gene Ontology annotation, biological process: response to acidic pH; response to aluminum ion.
UCUCAUAAAAAUAAAAAAACCUAUAAAUAAAAUAAAAAUAUAUUUCAUCUACAAAAUGAGUUAAGAUGAAAUUGUUAAUACAUUAUUAGGUGUUACAAAAAAAUUAAUUUAUAAAUAAAAAAAAUUAAAUAUAUAUUUUCCAUUAAGUUAAAAAUUUAUAAAAAAUAAUUCUAUGACGAUUAAUAAUGGACAUGUUGAAUAAUUUAACUGUUUAAACCAAUGUAAGGAAGAUGUUGAAUUAAAAGAAACACAUGUGCAUUUUGCUGGUUUUGACGAAAAAGUGUAAUUUUACAGAAAAUAUGUUUGAAAAUAAUUAUAAUUUCAUGACAUUUAGUUUAGGAAGAUAACUUUUAAAUUUGAAAGGAUUAUUUUUAUUAGUUAUUAUUUUGAAAUGAAAUAGAUAUAUGGGAGAUGCUCAAUGAAAACUCACAUUCAUUUGUGUGAAAAAUUGAGGUGGGUUUAAAAGAAUGGAGUUGAGUGAUUGAUUCAUCUGAAUGUUUUCAGUUUAAUACACAAAACAACACUAGUUUGCAUGGAUAGUUCACCGGAAAGAGCAAAACAUAUUGAAAAGUCGUGCGUGACAUGAGAAUUGGUGGUGUGGACCCACGCUAUUUACCCCCUUCUCUAUCGUAUAGUUUCCAUAAAUCAACGGCUCUUCUGUAGCGUUACUGUGUUUGAUGCGACAAAGCAAGCGCCUGAGAGUCGUCAGAUCUGGUGGAUGGCCGAUCAAAAUACAUUUGAACGGCUGAGAUAAUUUCGUUGACUUGAAAAUCGGAAAAGUGGAGAGGAGAGUCCCUUCGCUCAAGCUCUCCUUCUCUCCUAAUCCUUUUAAAGCGGCCACUGGAGGUCCCGAAGAAUCAUUUAAAGGCUACUGUCAUGGAGUGAAUUUAUUGUGGGCGAGUGAUGAUUUGAUUCUUCUGCUUGUUAUCAUCGAUCGAUUUGUAGAUCUCUAGAGUGGUGUGAGAAAGAUACUUUUGGGAGACAAAAAGGUGUUAGUAGACAAAGAACAUGGAAACAGGAGAGGAUGAUCUGUGCCAGAACAAUUGGGGAAGUGCUUCCAUCUUGGAUUACGAGAUGGCUAUGGAGGAUGAGGAGGAGGGGGAGCCUAAUUUGCAUGUUUUCAAAGCUUCUUCUUCGGGCAAAGACAACAACAACAACAACAACGGUGGUCAAGCUAGUGUGCAAGGCGUCAAGGCUCAAGCGUGGGAUCCGAGGACCAUGCUGUGCAACCUGUCUUUUAUGGAACAGAAGAUUCACGAACUGCAGGGUCUUGUUCAUCUCAUCCUUGGGCGAAACGGGCAGCUUCAAGACGAGCAGCAGCAACUCAUAACCGCUGAUCUUACUUCCAUAAUCAUACAGCUGAUUUCAACUGCAGGUAGUCUUCUUCCAUCUGUUAAUAUGUUGUCUACUACAGCCCCAGGUUCAGCCUUGUUCCCUUUUCCAAGGGAGGCUAAUAACCUUGCUUCACAGACCCUUAACAACGGUGGCGCCUCCCAAGAGCUCGAAGAUGAUGCCGAGGAAGGAGAGAACCUUCCUCCCGGUUCCUACGAGAUUAAGCAGCUUGAGAAAGAGGAGAUCCUCGCCCCCCAUACCAACUUCUGCACUAUAUGUGGCAAGGGUUUCAAGAGAGACGCCAACCUGAGGAUGCACAUGAGAGGGCACGGUGACCAGUACAAAACUCCCGCCGCUCUGGCCAAGCCCCCGACCAAAGAAACCCUUCCCGGGUCUGAUGCGCCGAUGCUGAUCAAAAGGUACUCUUGCCCAUUCCCGGGCUGCAAACGUAACAAGGAUCACAAAAGGUUCCAGCCUUUGAAGACCAUUCUGUGCGUGAAGAACCAUUAUAAACGCACCCACUGCGACAAAAGCUUCACUUGCAGCCGCUGCCAUACCAAGAAAUUCUCUGUCAUUGCCGAUCUCAAAACCCACGAGAAGCACUGCGGGCAAAACAAGUGGCUCUGUUCCUGUGGUACCACAUUCUCACGCAAAGACAAGCUGUUCGGUCACAUUGCUCUGUUCCAGGGACACACUCCUGCGAUCCCACUUGAAGACACAAAACCUUCUGCUGCUGCAUCUUCUCAGAGAGGGAGCUCUGGUUGCGGGAACAGUAACAACAACGCAGCAAUGGUUAGUUUCAGUCUUGGUUCUGCAGCAAAUGCUAAUCAAGAAACCUCACAGCCUUGUGUCAUGGAUGGGAAGACAAGCUUCGAGGAGUCUUUCUCACCGCUGAGCUUUGAUAUAUGCAACUUUGGAGGGUUCCCACGAUCUAUAUUUGAUGAUUCAUUUCAAAUGCUUAUUUCAAGUGCAUGUGGUUGCUCGCCCAUCAAUGGUGGUGUUGGUUCUGUUUCAGAUACUAGUCUCUAAAGGCAUUUUCAAUAUAUGAUUUAAGUUAUUUUGUUAGAUGUUCUAGUUUUUAUUAGCCUUAGGCAGCUCCUUUGUGUCGUUACUUUUGUUAUUUUCUAGAAUAGUAUCAGGUAGCAAAAGUGUAUUCGCUUUUCCUAAAAUCUGUUGCUAAUGUAAAAAAACUUAGAUUUGUUGUAAACUAUUAGCUCAUAUGUAAUAGUGAGGGAUAUAUAAAUCUGUAUUUAUAUAUUAUGUACCUUUGGUA